CCAAAAGGAAAGACGACAGUAAUAUCACAUUAAAUUAUCAUUUAAGUCCUUGACCAAUAUGGAAGUCACAAUACAAAUAUUAAAGGAACAUCUGGAUUCAGUGCUAAGAGAAGAAAAAUUGAGUGGUUUUGAUGGAGCUUGUAAUUCUUGUCCCAUGUUCUUUAUUCCUCAUAGCUUUAAUCAAGUUCCUUUAUGAUUACUUGUGGGUGCCUCUUAGUAUACAGCAUAUGCUGAAUUCUCAGGGAAUCAAAGGACCUCCUUACAGAUUCAUCCAUGGCAACAACAAGGAAAUUAUCAAAAUGAGAAAGGAAGCUAUGAGCAAACCUAAGGCCUUGACGCAUGAUAUGUUUAUCAAAUUGCAGCCACAUACGCACUCCUGGAUCAAAGAAUAUGGGAAGAAUUUUGUGUAUUGGAACGGUGUUCGAGCUGAACUGGUGAUUUCAGAAGCUGAAUUAGUCAAAGAGGUUAUGAAAAAUAGUUUAAAUGUUUUUCCAAAAGCGAAGCCAUCAGUUUAUGUUAGCAACCUACUGGGAAAUGGGCUUGUGAUGAUCGAGGGUGAAAAAUGGGUGAAACAUCGCAAGUUAACGAAUCAUGUUUUUCAUGGGGAAAGUUUAAAGGUAAAGCCAUCAAUGGGGAAAGUUCAGGUGGGGAAGCUAGUUUUGCCAGCUAAUAUAAAUCUUCUUAUUGCAAAGGCUGCACUUCACCAUGACCCUCAAUUAUGGGGAGAUGAUGUGCAUCUUUUUAAACCGGAAAGAUUCGCUGAUGGGAUUGCCAAAGCUACCAAUUACAAUGCUGCUGCAUUUUUCCCCUUUGGAUUGGGACCCCGAUUUUGUGUUGGUAUGACCUUUGCAACCACAGAAACCAAGAUUGCUCUCUCCAUGAUUCUACAACGCUACUCCUUUACCCUCUCCCCUGCCUAUGUCCACUCACCAGUGACUAUUUUCACCCUUAAACCAGAACAUGGAAUUCAAGUAAUAUUUGAAUCACUGCAUAAUGGUGCUUAAAGUACACAGUUUCCAACAACUCAGAGUUUAACUUAGUUGGUUCAUGUAGAUAGUUCAUGUUCACCUUUAAGAGAUGACAUUUAAUAUGUCUAAGGUUCAAGCAUUUGCAACCUGUUUAUUAUUCCCAAGCUCUUCCCUCUUUUAUGGAAAAUGAAAUGCAUGCAAUCAAUUAAAAGAGAA
Gossypium arboreum is the source of this 1184-nucleotide messenger RNA. Its product is annotated as cytochrome P450 CYP749A22-like. The record is from RefSeq and is a predicted model, not a curated record. The transcript has 2 exons. The coding region runs from base 132 to 1004 and encodes 290 amino acids. Gene Ontology annotation, molecular function: oxidoreductase activity, acting on paired donors, with incorporation or reduction of molecular oxygen; heme binding; monooxygenase activity. Lineage: Eukaryota; Viridiplantae; Streptophyta; Magnoliopsida; Malvales; Malvaceae.